Messenger RNA from Orbicella faveolata, 2741 nucleotides. Its product is annotated as short-chain dehydrogenase/reductase family 9C member 7-like. Gene Ontology annotation, biological process: steroid metabolic process. The record is from RefSeq and is a predicted model, not a curated record. Gene Ontology annotation, molecular function: oxidoreductase activity. NCBI's taxonomy places the organism in Eukaryota, Metazoa, Cnidaria, Anthozoa, Scleractinia, Merulinidae. Gene Ontology annotation, cellular component: intracellular membrane-bounded organelle.
CAAACUUGGAAAAUUUAGGCUAAACUUUUUAAGUUGAAGAAACCGUGACUCAGCUGCAUAAUUUAGUUUUGCUGAGAAAGGCUGAGAAAUUUACCAAUACAUUGUGUAUAAUGCAAAUACACAGGUUUAUAGUCACGUUAUGAGGCCUUUACAACACGGGUCGACUCCAGUCAUGUCUGGUCAUUUUUCCAUUGUUAAGAGAAUAUUUGUACGUUAUUGAACUAGUGCAAGGAUGUUAGGGAAAUAUUGGUCGAAUUCUUCAUUAAUUUUUGUAAUUUGUCUGUGGUUUUCCGUCCUAAGAAAGAUAAAAAUAUAACGUGUACCAUGGAGAGAGACAUUUAGAGCGCAUUUUCUUUAUACGCAACCAAAUUAUCAAAACUGAAAUUAAGAGACGUACACAAGUUAUUGGCAAAGUAUAUUUUGGGGAACAACUACAAAACUGUCGAAUAUUUUUCAGCGCUCUGUUCCAAAAUUAAGACUCCCGUUCGCAUGAGGAAAUUAAUGGCCAAACUAAAAUAACACAUUUCAGAAAAAGUUUAAUUCUGCUGUCAUAGCGCACGCGAAAGCGCUAGGGGAUUAUUUCUGGCCCUCACUCUCACACAAUACUUCCAGGGAGAAAGAAAGCCUCCAGCCCGUGACCCCGUGAGCGUAGCGCUGCGUGACAGAGAGAGGCUAUAAUUGAGUAUUGUUGAGUAAAACAAAGUACCGCUAUCCGCUUGAGAGCUUCACCAUCCUGACUAGCAAAGACAUGUCUUGGUUUAUUCCAGUUGUAAUCGGUUUGCUUGCAAUCUAUUUCGUAAGAAGACUGAUCCCUCGAGCGAAAGUUGAUGUUAAAGGCAAGUAUGUUCUUAUUACGGGCUGUGACUCCGGUUUCGGUCGCGAAACCGCCAUCAAACUGGACGAGAUGGAGGUUUGCGUGAUAGCGACUUGUUUAACGAAGGAAGGAGAACAGAGUUUGAAAUCCGUGACAAGCGACAAACUAAAAACAUUCCAGAUGGAUGUUACAAACUCACAGCAGAUAAAUGACGUUUACCAGGAGGUGAAAAAGAGUAUUCCUUGUGAUCAAGGAUUGUGGGGCCUGGUGAACAACGCAGGAAUUCUUGAUAUACGUCCAAUCGAAUGGGCACCACUGGACCUCUUUAAACGCAUCGCAGACGUAAAUCUGUGGGGAAUGAUUGACGUCACUAAGACCUUUCUACCGUUGGUGAAAAAAGCGCGGGGACGAGUUGUAAACUUCUCAAGUGCUGCCGGUCGACUGACCACUAACUUCGUCGGAGCUUAUUGCAUCACCAAAUACGGCGUGCAAGCGUUCUCUGACGCUCUUAGGAGAGAAAUGCAUCCCUGGGGAAUCAAAGUGAGCAUCAUUGAACCAGGAGGAUUCAAAACACAAAUGAGUAAUGCCCGUGUCAUAGAAAGGCAACUAAGACAAGGCUGGAAUAACCUGAGUGACGAACUGAAAAGAGACUAUGGAGAAGAAUACUUAGAAAACGGUAUAAAGUUCCUAUCUUCAAGUCCUCCUUCCCAUCAUACCUAUCGAGUAGUUGACGCUGUUGUCGACGGACUAACGUCCCAAGCACCACGUGACCGAUAUCUAGUCGGUUUGGACGCCUGGCUUUUCUUUGCAUGGAUGGCGCGGUUACCAACCGGCCUGGCAGACUUCAUAAUCACUCGCGUGAUAUUUAGAGACAUAGUGCCACGGGGAAGCAAGUAAUGAGUGAAGCUCGGCUCUUAAAUGAGGAGUACGUUAACCAGUCUAAAAGUAUGAUCACAUAACGCCUCUCCUCGUGGAACUUCAUUGGCUACCCAUUGAACAAAGGAUAAACUUUAAAAUUCUACUGAUUGCAUUUAAGGUGCUACACAACCAAACUCUUACAUAUCUAAUUGACUUACUUACUCAUUAUCAUCCCUCGAGAUUACUUCGUUCAUUUCCUAAAAACGUGCUUUGGAAUUCAACUUAUAAUCUUCAGUAAAACUUAUGGUGGGCGUUCUUUUGCCGUUGCGUAGCCAUCAUUGUGGAAUUCUCUAUCCCAAUCUGUCAAAGAUUCUACGUCAGCUAACACUUUUAAACGUAGACUCAAAAAGCAUCUUUUCUUGAGUGCUUACCACGGAUGCUGAUUUUUUAUUGUUUUAUUAUAGUUUUACAGUUUUUAGAUUUAGUCAAUUUUAGAUAGUUUUGGUAAGUUUUCUGUUAAUUUUCAGUGAAUUUUUAUACUUGCAAAGCGCUGUUGAACCACUGGGAAACAGCGCUAUAUAAAUGUAUUAUUAUUAUCAUAACCAUUACAAUUUCUUCAAAUGUAAUUGGUGCAUAAACUGCUGUAUUUUGCACUAAUUAAUUUGCAAAGAUAUAAUCGGACAGUGUAAUCGGACAGUUGGUUAUACAGUCAACUCCCGUUAUAGCGGACACCCUCGGGACCGCGAUUUGGUGUCUGUAAUAGCGAGAGUCCGUAAUAGUUGGGUGCGAGAAAAUUUUUAUGUUAUAACAUUUGGACACACUGGACGAGCUUAUUCAUGGCAGCGAGACUGCAAAGAGGGCCUUAAGAGAAAAAGAUGAAGAAAUUUUGAUUGAUGGACAGAAGAAGCGGAAAUCGAACAAAAAAGACAAAGACAUUUUCAAAAAGCAGAAAAAAUAGACUUGAUAUUUGUGCAAAUAUUCCAAGAUACUGCUCGGUGUCCGCUAUAACGAGAGAGGAAACGAUAAAAUUGUGACGUUGGGACCGAAUAAAGUGUUCGUAAGUCCGUAA